This is a messenger RNA of Rana temporaria (common frog), 615 nucleotides long. Its product is annotated as proline-rich protein 2-like. The record is from RefSeq and is a predicted model, not a curated record. Bases 1 to 615 code for a protein of 204 amino acids. The transcript has a single exon. NCBI's taxonomy places the organism in Eukaryota, Metazoa, Chordata, Amphibia, Anura, Ranidae.
AUGCUCAACAUCCCGGCCAAUCAGGAAGCGGGUCCCGAGACCCAAUUGGCCAGGAGUCCCAAGGACCCAAUUGGCCAGGAGUCCCAAGGACCCAAUUGGCCAGGAGUCCCAAGGACCCAAUUGGCCAGGAGCCCCAAGGACCCAAUUGGCCAGGAGCCCCAAGGACCAAAUUGGCCAGGAGCCCCAAGGACCAAAUUGGCCAGGAGCCCCAAGGACCAAAUUGGCCAGGAGCCCCAAGGACCAAAUUGGCCAGGAGCCCCAAGGACCAAAUUGGCCAGGAGCCCCAAGGACCAAAUUGGCCAGGAGCCCCAAGGACCAAAUUGGCCAGGAGCCCCAAGGACCAAAUUGGCCAGGAGCCCCAAGGACCAAAUUGGCCAGGAGCCCCAAGGACCAAAUUGGCCAGGAGCCCCAAGGACCAAAUUGGCCAGGAGCCCCAAGGACCAAAUUGGCCAGGAGCCCCAAGGAUCAAAUUGGCCAGGAGUCCCAAGGACCAAAUUGGCCAGGAGUCCCAAGGACCAAAUUGGCCAGAGGUCCCAAGGACCAAAUUGGCCAGGAGUCCCAAGGACCAAAUUGGCCAGGAGUCCCAAGGACCAAAUUGGCCAGAAGGAGAAGUGA